ACUGUGGUGUGUAAACCCCUACGGAGAUGCAAAUCCUACGGCACCGGGUCGCGUUGAAAAAGACCUGCUUAGUAGCUAGCAGAAUAGUCGAUUGGGGACCUUUGAAGGUUCAAAAUGGUGCUGCGGCGGAUCUUUCACGCUUUGAUAAAUAACGCUCAAGUGGUGGAGAAGCUCGCAGAGUCUCGACCCAUCAGACGGGCGGCGCAGAUCACGGCCUUCGCCAUCACUAAAGCACAGAUCGCCGGGAAAGACGCUUCGACCAAGAUGCUCAGAUCCGAGACUUUUCGCCAGAUACGCGAGGAGACAUCAAAGAUGCCAAGGGAUGUGGGAGAGCUGGGUCGGAGAGCGACAAGACUGCGGGAUACGUUUGUGAAGGAGGUGAAAGAGGGAAUGAGGGACGCCAACAGACACAUAAAAGACAGAAAAUGACUGAAGAAGCGCUGAA
Labeo rohita (rohu) is the source of this 445-nucleotide messenger RNA. RefSeq names its product NCBP2 antisense 2 (head to head) (gene ncbp2as2). The coding region runs from base 115 to 429 and encodes 104 amino acids. The transcript has 2 exons. The record is from RefSeq and is a predicted model, not a curated record. NCBI's taxonomy places the organism in Eukaryota, Metazoa, Chordata, Actinopteri, Cypriniformes, Cyprinidae.